AUGGCUGAAAUGGAGGAGUCUCCGAAAGAGGCCGCCUCGAGCAAGGCCCGGAAGAGCCCCGAAGACACGAAGAUGAUGCUGGACACGCCCACGUCUGAGCCUCCAAAGAAGCGACGAAGAGUGGUGAAGCCUAAUGCGGAGAAGAAAUUCGAAUGCAAACAUGAGGGAUGUGGCAAAAGCUACUCGCGAGCCGAGCAUUUGUAUCGGCAUCAGCUCAACCAUACCCCGAAGAACAUAUACCGAUGUGACUACCCUGAUUGCAACCGCUACUUCGUUCGACAGGAUCUGUGUAUCAGGCACCGAGAAAGGCACACCACCCACGGUUCCCAGCUGCACAAGCGUGAUACAUUCGCUCAGUCUACGAACCAACAAAGUCAAGCUCAGAGCGCGCAGCAACAGUCACCGUCACAACCCUACAAACAGCCUGAGUUGUUCGCAAAACCAUCCCAUGAGCCUGGUCCUCCUUCGAGAAACAACUCCUACCACCAAGAGACGUCAUAUCCUCCCCCACAAGGGCAGCACCCUCCAGGUGCCAACCCUUCGGCUUCGCCUUCCACAGCAACGACAGACCCUCGAUUACUCCCACACACACCGGCACUCUCUCAUUCGCGAGAGAGUGGGCACGUCAGGACAGGCAGCAUGGGCAGCAAUCCUUUGAGUCCAGAUCAAAAACAUGACAUGAACAAUUGGGGCGCUGCCCCUCGGAGGCCAAGUUACGGCUCAGGUCACGGUUCCAAUGGGCACUUGCCUUUCACUGCGAACGAUGCCAGGUACACAGGAGGGACGAUGAUACCACCUUCACCUAGCCGAGGCUACUCUGGGAUGUCUUCCUCGAGCAUGAACCAGGGCUGGCAACAGCCCGUGCGGCAGAAUUCAGAGCACCAGCUCGAGAACCGCACUCUACCCAAUGGCAUGAUGCAUGUCAGCGGAGGUUAUGCUAUCCAAGACUUUCAGAGGAAUGAUCUUGCCCGAGUGCAAGAGGCUGCAUUCGCCGCGGCUGUCACACAGGGCCUGCAAAACACCCGCAGUGAUCAAUACCCAUACGGCACCCUGAACCCAAUGACCACAAUGGACCUUGGCGGGCCAGCAUAUAAUUACCCCACCUUCGGCGGCGAAGAGUACGGACAGGCCGCCUAUGGUCUCGCUGAUGAGUUCACAGCUUGGUUGUUCAACGAUGCCAAUACUGGGGCGCAGGACUUCUCACCGUCCACCUUCAUGCCAAAUUACCUCGAUCCUUCACUAGGGCCUGCACAGGGUCCGACAUUCCAGCAAAGCCCCACGUCAAGCGACAACGUGAAAUCGACAGUAAGCCAUCCGAUGAGUGUGACCAGUAUUCUCGACAACACCGACCGAAGCCAGUAUAUCAUGUCAGAAGAGAAGAGACAGGAAUUGUUGGCUUUGAUGAAGAAUCAAUUCAUCGAACGACCACACGAUGCAGUCAAGAAACGUAAGGAGUCUGUCUUUGAAGGCGAUGUGGACAGCGAAGGCCACAUUCUGAGCUUAAGGAUGAUGCAUACCUACAUCGGCUCAUACUGGUACCACCAACACGCUCAGCUUCCCAUAUUGCACAAGCCAACUUUCUCUGCCGACAAGACGCCGAAUUUGCUAUUACUAGCAGUCAUUGCUAUUGGCGCUGCGACUCUCGACAAGGCAUAUGGCACUUCGUUGACGGAUUCUGCUGCUGAGUUCGCCAACUUCAUUCUCUGGCACCUCAGGUGGGAGAUUGUCCGUGACGCAGAUUUCCGGCCACCUGCGAAGCUUUGGGUGUUCCAAGCACUGCUACUGGUCGAAGUUUAUGAAAAGAUGUAUUCGACAAGAGCACUUCACGAACGAGCUCACAUCCAUCACGAUUCAACUUUGACGCUAAUGAGACGUGGCAGCUCCUUGCUGGGUCGCUCUGCAUCAGACACACCGCCAAGUGGCCGCGACGAGAAGGGCGGCAUGGUGAACGGCUCCGGCAGCAAUUCCGAAGAGUCGUGGCACAGGUGGAUCCAGACUGAAGCGACUAGAAGGGCUGCAUUUGGAGCAUUUGUACUUGACUCGAUCCAUGCGACCAUGUUCGGCCACGCUGCUAAAAUGGUCGCCCACGAAAUGCGCCUGCCACUUCCCUGCGACGAGGGACUGUGGACGGCAGCUUCGCCAAGUGAGGCCGCACGUGUCCAGACUGCCCUCCACAGCAACGGCGUCAAGCCGACGAUGUUCUUGGAGGCCUUAAAGAAGACACUAAACGGUCAAAGAGUGCGCACGAACUCAUUCGGCCGCACCAUCAUCAUGGCCGGUCUGCUUUCUGUCUCUUGGCACAUGACCCAGCGCGACCUUCAAAUAUCCUCUCUCGGCGCACGCACUGCGAACUCCUUCGGUGGCCUCGACAAAUGGAAGUCAGUCCUCCUGCGAGCCUUCGACAACUGGAAGCGUGACUUCGACGAAGCCCUCGCCGAGUCAGCCCCUGCACCUUCCUCGUCACCCACCAUUCGUCACACCGUCCCUCACAACACCUCCGCCCACAGCUUCCUCCGCCCGAUCGACGAUGAGAACAUCUUCGAAUCACGCACUGUCCUCCACCACCUCGCACACAUCGCUGCCCAUGUCGACGUCGUCGACUGCCAAGUCUUUGCCGGCGCCAACCGCCUCCUCGGCCGCUCCGUCACGCCCAAAGACUACGACAUUAUCCGGCAAAAGAUCGAACGCUGGGCCUCCAAAGCUUCAGCGCGCGACGCAGCGUUCUAUGCGCUCAAGUUCAUCGCCCAAGUCAUCGUCCCACCCUCGGAAGUGACGCAAGACGGCGUCCUGGACAGCCGGCACUACGGCCAUGCCAGCCCGAUCCUGCCGCAGGCUUUCGAACAGAACCAGUAUAUUGCGCGCGACGACUUCUUGCUGAAUCGGCCGUGGGUGUUGUAUAUCUCGGCGCUGGUGGUGUGGUGCUAUGGAUUUGCGCUGGACGGGCCGAUUGUGCCGACGCCGCAAGCGGAGGAUUAUGAUACUUAUGAGAAACGCGAGAGGGAUAUGAUGGGCUACUUAGGCCGGGUAGCCGGGGUGCGCGCGCCGGAUGACCUAGAAGGCGUGGAGGGGAAGAACCGCUGUUUGGGACUGCUGAUGAUUCUGAAGGAUAGUUUUGGGUCGACGCGGUGGGAGCUGACCCACGAAGCCGCAGGCCUUCUGGGCAACGCUUGCCUCAAACUGCGCGGGAUCGAGGACGGGGAAGGCGAAGCACUGGUUGGUGAGAUUGGUGGAAAAGAAGGUUGGGAGCCGCUGAGAGAGGACACGGCAGCGGGAGGUGGGAAGACGGGAAGUGCGAAUGCGGGCGUACAUUCUGGGACGGCGGGUGGGAUCAAGAGGGAGAGAGGGGAUGGUGGGACGGGAAGGAAGGAAGGGUUGGGAUGGGAUGUGUUGUUGGAGGCGAGAAAGGGGGAUGUCACUGUUGCGAAUGCUGCGGUGGUGCGGUGA
Messenger RNA from Cyphellophora attinorum, 3444 nucleotides. RefSeq names its product Zinc finger protein. Gene Ontology annotation, biological process: DNA-templated transcription; regulation of transcription by RNA polymerase II. The transcript has 2 exons. The record is from RefSeq and is a predicted model, not a curated record. Lineage: Eukaryota; Fungi; Ascomycota; Eurotiomycetes; Chaetothyriales; Cyphellophoraceae. Bases 1 to 3444 code for a protein of 1147 amino acids. Gene Ontology annotation, molecular function: zinc ion binding; RNA polymerase II cis-regulatory region sequence-specific DNA binding; DNA-binding transcription factor activity, RNA polymerase II-specific. Gene Ontology annotation, cellular component: chromatin.